CCGCCUCGUGCAGGGCCGCGCCAGGGCAUCCCACCCCCUCUCCCCACCACCCGUCACCUCGUGGCCCCAGCCUCCCCACACGAAGGCAGAAACAGGUGUGGAGGAGAGAACCAGAAAGAGAAUGUGGGACAAUGAGACUCCAUGCGUACUUCUAAAAACAAAAAAAACUGGAGGACGUGCCAGCUAGAGUGGUUGGAAGUGAUGGGGUUAACCUGGGAGAGCUUCGCGGAGGAGAUCAUGGCUCACGUGGACAAAGCAGCCCGCCCGUUGUCCAAAACUGGAUCAACCCUCUAUGCAGUGCUGGAACUUAAGAAGGGUGCUUCACCUGAAGACGUCAAAAAGGCCUACAGCCAUUCCCAUCCUCUCCCACCCUCCUUUGGGUAUUGCUUGGGUAGGAGACUGGCCUUGAAGUAUCAUCCAGACAAGAAUCCAGGGGACCCUCAAGCAGCAGAAAUAUUCAAGGAGAUCAACACAGCCCACUCCGUACUGAGUGACCCUAAGAAGCGGCAAAUUUACGACCGGCAUGGCUCAUUGGGAAUAUAUAUAUACGACCACUUUGGCGAAGAAGGCAUCACAUACUAUUUUACGCUGAAUAGCUGUUGGUUCAAGACGCUUGUCCUCCUGUGUGCUCUGCUUACCUGUUGCUGUUGCUGCUGCUGCUGCUGCUUUUGCUGUGGAACACUUAAGCCACCACCCGAGGAAGCAGCUAAGAAAAAAUAUGAGCCGAAUGUCCAGAAUCAGCCUCCAGGGCCAGGUGCUGACCCAGUGAGGGUGCCUUCUGCUGCCCAGUCCGCUGGACUCGGUGAAGAGAAGAGCAAGUAGCCCUGUCCUGACAUUGACCCUGAUUUUCCCCUCUACUUGUAAGACUCACAUCUUCAGAAGCAUCGAUGGCAUCCAUCCCAGUGAGGAUGCCAUCUUUGUACUUGAUGGUAUAACUGACCCUGGCCAUACAGGGUCACCCAGCUAUUCUUCUUUUUAGCUGCAGUCCCAAUUUUAGUCUGUUAGAGAGCAGCCCUCAUAUCCCUACCCUUGUGAGGUCUUAGGCAGUGAUGACAGUCUUUUCCUGAGCAUUCUUUUUCCUGUGCUUUUCUUGGGAUUUGAGCCAAUGUCAGCUGGUCGGGUCAGCCACUUGCGAUAUCUCUAUCAGGAUCCCGAUAGCCAAGCUGGAUGGAUCCUGUCCUGGAGCUGCCAUAGCAGCUAACCCUUCUUUGUUGCAGUUCUGUGUACCAAGAACUCUGAGUGUCAGCCACGUUCCUAAGCGAGUACACCUUUCUGGGGGCUGGUCUCAUCUUCUUCGGUGCCCAUGCCUUUGGCAUUGCCAGCCUCAUUCCAUACCACAUGAGACAACUCAGGAAAAGUAUCAAUGCAUUUGAGGCUUAGGGGUAAUUAUCCCACCUUUGGAUUCUCCCUGGACUGCGGCUGCCAGCAUAGCACCCAUUAGCAGGGCGCCUGUGGGUUGACUGAAGUUCACACCUCAGUGCCUGCCUGCCUCCGUCCUUUUGACCACAUCUUAUGCAAGCUUAUCCCUAUAUGUUUUGUUCUUAAAACUGGGGCAUGAAACGUGUGAUAGGGUAAAGAUUGCACUUUUACAGACCCUUUCCCCAUGUGUGCCUCAUCGCACUGUCUCUUUGGUAUCCUCAUCACACCAUUUCUCGUCUAUGCAGGGUCAGAGUCUAGUAACUCCUCAAACUUCUCUCUCCUGACUGGGAGAGGGGCUAAGGGAUGUCAGUGAAUAAAAGAGCUUUUGUCCAAUCCCAGUGCAUAUGUUGGGCCCCAAAAAGACAAAUUGUGCCUGGGAUAGAGAAGAAGUAGGAGAAAAAGAUAGAGGGCCAGUGUGCACAUCUGAAACCAGCCUGCCUUGGAGAGCAGGAGUCCAGGACAGCUGUGGAGCUGGGGCAGAGGCUUCCCAGAGCCUUGUGAUGAUGACUUUGUCAGUGCUCUAAAAUUUCCCUGGAGACUGAUUCCCCUGGUGCCCGAAAUAGGUCCCUGGCAUUCAGGUCCUUUCUGCCCUGCUCAGCUACUCUCAAUUUCCUAACAAAUUUAAAGUCCUUGGAUGGCUCCAGUGAUGUGUUCAUGGACCAGAAUCCCACACUUUCUCAGGGGCUUGCUCAUGAGGUAGUUCCAGGCCCUGGCACACCUGCCAGCUCCAGCCUCCUGGGCUUCUUUUCCUAGGCGGAUAUAAGAAAGGUCUGGGCAAAACCAAAAAUGGGUCCAGAAGUGUUGAACCAGAGCCUCUCUCUCAUCUCUGGUGCCCUUGUUCUGAAUCACAGGGUUCAGAGGAAGAGGGCCAAGGUCACUGGCUAAGCCUUAGAGGCAGAAACUUUCACUGACUGUAGGUCUGGCAGGAUCUUUCCUCCCACCCUGAGCCAUGGAUGGUACCUCUCAUACAGGCCGAUUCAGAUUCUGUGUCACUGCCCUGGAAGAGGGGCCCAGGCCAGAGCAUGGGGGUCAGGGGCUUACAGGAGCCCCCUAAGAGCCCCUUUGCUGUCCUACCUUCCACCAUAAGCGGUGAAGCUCACCCCGCCUCUUGCUCAAGGGAGUCACCGUUCCUGAGUGAG
Molecule: messenger RNA, 2558 nt
Organism: Orcinus orca (killer whale)
Lineage: Eukaryota; Metazoa; Chordata; Mammalia; Artiodactyla; Delphinidae
Gene: DNAJC5G
Product: DnaJ heat shock protein family (Hsp40) member C5 gamma
Source: RefSeq, a predicted model, not a curated record